AUGUAUGAUACUGCAUUUCUCGAGGCAGGCCAAAUCUUCCCUCUCACCACUGUUACUCAUCCCAUCCACUUCGCAUUAAGCACGAUGAAGGCCGUCAUCUAUACUGAACCCAAACAGGCCCGUCUUGUCACCGACAGGCCCCUGCCUCAGCUUCGCCAGAACACUGCUCUUGUCAAAGUGGCGGCUGUCGCCCUCAACCCGACAGACUGGAAACACGUUUCGUUCGGAAUGGCACGGGAGGGAUGUGUGCUGGGCGUGGACUACGCAGGCACAGUUGAACAGACGAAUUCCACCGAGUGGAACAAAGGUGAUCGCAUCUGCGGCUUUGUGCACGGCGGCAACUACAGCAACCCUGAGGAUGGAUCCUUUGCCGAGUACCUGGUUGCACCGCUCUCCACGGCCAUGAAGGUCCCGGACGGUCUGUCCUUUGAGGAAGCGGCGACACUUGGUUGCGGAAUCACGACGGUGGCCCAGGGCCUUUUUGAGCCAGGUUACGGUCUGGGACUAAAUGUCCCUUCCAGUCCUGUUGAGACCUCAGAGCCGCUGCUUAUCUAUGGUGGAAGUUCCGCAACGGGGACCUUGGGGAUCCAGCUGGCCAAAGAGGCUGGCUAUACUGUCAUUACGACCUGUUCCCCAAGAAACUUCGGCCUUGUCCGGCAGCGCGGAGCGAACGAGGCUUUUGACUACAAGGACCCAGAGGUCGGGCAGAAGAUCAAUGAUUACACCCAAAACCGCCUUCGAUAUGCCUGGGACUGCAUUGGCACCGAUGACGCCGCCCGAACCUGCGCAGAGGCGCUUACAAGUUGUCCCGGUGCGCGCUUUGGUACCAUCCGUGGCCCCAAACUUUCUCGUGAUGAUGUGAAAUACACUGCUACCAUGGCAUAUGUUGGAAUCGGAGAGGACUAUGAAAAAGCAGGCAAAUGGUCGCGGGACAAUCAGGCACAUGCGCAGUGGCAGCAGACCUUUUGGAAAAUGGCGCGGAAUUUGCUCGCCCAAGGCAAGCUCCAAGUGCAUCAGGUCCGUGUUGGGAAGAGUGGCCUGCAGGGCGUCCUGGAGGGUCUGAAAGAGUUGGAGGAAGGGGCUGUCUCUGGGGAGAAGUUGGUAUACCUGAUUGAAGAUACUCUCUACAUUGAUUAG
Molecule: messenger RNA, 1137 nt
Organism: Penicillium riverlandense
Lineage: Eukaryota; Fungi; Ascomycota; Eurotiomycetes; Eurotiales; Aspergillaceae
Product: zinc-binding alcohol dehydrogenase family protein
Exons: 2
Coding region: 1-1137 (378 amino acids)
Molecular function (GO): oxidoreductase activity, acting on NAD(P)H
Source: RefSeq, a predicted model, not a curated record